Molecule: messenger RNA, 2534 nt
Organism: Carassius gibelio (silver crucian carp)
Lineage: Eukaryota; Metazoa; Chordata; Actinopteri; Cypriniformes; Cyprinidae
Exons: 7
Coding region: 478-2022 (514 amino acids)
Biological process (GO): B cell receptor signaling pathway; T cell receptor signaling pathway; negative regulation of T cell activation
Cellular component (GO): plasma membrane; membrane raft
Source: RefSeq, a predicted model, not a curated record
ACCGGUGUCAUAUGGUACUGUCGCCGAUGUUCGAGACAGGAUUGAGGCUUGAGGAGGCUCAGAGGCUCAACGGAGGCAGUCGUGUCUCGUGACGUGGUCUUGAUAUCACAACGAGCCUAGACUUGGAAUAACCCAGCUGUGAGUUUGCACCUUUCGCCUUGUGAGCGACGCGGCAUGCACAGGAACAAUGGGGAUAGUCAGAGGUUGCGCUGAGGACGCCAGAUACCAUACCGCACACAUGUCCUCCCUAACAUAUGAAACUAGGCUCAACGCAGGUUAUUGAUUAUGCUUACGGGGUCUGAACAGAAGCCAGACGUUUCAGCAGCAGCAGAGAGAGUGCAGCGAGGUGGACGCUGCACGGCGACGCGCCCCCAGAAUCCUUAAACUGAAUCUUGUGGGCGGUGUUUGAGAGUGUGCGUGCAUAUGUGUGUGCGUGUGUGAGGGCGAGCGUGAAAGUGUGUGUGUUGGCACUUCCACAUGGCCUCCAUGCAGGACGGGGUGAACUUCUCUGCUCAUCCCUACGGCAAAGUACUGCUGCUGGGGGCCAUCGCCGCCGCCUCAGCCUUCGUUGUCACCAUCCUCAUCGUCGUGCUAUGUGUGGGCUGCCAGAGGAAGGGGAAGACGCACAAUGGCCCUGGAGAGGAGAGGAAGCACAGGCUCAUGGACAUGAGUAUACUGCGACAGUCCAAGCUGACCUCCAUCAGUAAGUCAGACACCAAGCUUCAUGAGAUGAACAGACUCAACUGCAAUGGCAAGAAAUCUUCUAAGAAGAACCGGCCGGCCAGCAUGGAUCUACUCCUACUUCCUAGCCGUCGCUCAAACUCCGACCUGCGUUCUCAGGGCCGCCAGCUGCCUCAGAUCCCCCCUGGUGAAGAUGGGGAACACACGUAUGCCGAGGUGGGCCGCCGCUCUUCUCCCACUCGCGGUUCUGAGGAUACCCGCUAUGGUGUUGGAGGUCGAGCUGGAGAGACGGACACACCCGCCCCACCGGCGGUCCCUGCUAAUACCCCUGCUCCACCAGAUCCUGAUGGGGACUGCUUGGAUAGUGGGAUUCCAGAGCCAGAGACCCUCCCCCAAGUGGUAAACACGCCCCCUCAACCGCAGGAAACAGUGGAGUACGCCUGCAUUAGAAAGGUCCGGAAAGUGGACAAAGCAGCACAGAAGAGGGACAAUGGGACAGACACUGAGGAGGGGCUCGGACAACAACGACACAGCAGUGGGGACAUUCGACAUGCCCCGCCCACUCACCCAGCCCAACCUCCAACACAUCCACACAGUCAGAAGAUACCUCGGAAAAACAUGGAGGCCUUCAAUCUUCCAUCUUUCCCUAAGGAGGCAGUGUUUAUGGGAAAUGGAGAACAGUACAUAUGGAAACCUCCGGAAGAGGAUGAGAUCAUCUUCCAGCACAAGCAGAUGGGUAUUCUGAGCUCCCAUGCAGGAGAGAAUAUGGCAGCAUCUGCAGCAGGGAUCACAGAGAUGUAUUCGAAAGUCUGCAAACCGGGCAAAAAGAAGCGAGGCAUGCCUGGCUCGCCCACUUCCACGAGGGACAUCAGCGGCUUUAGGACCUUAGCUCGGGGUGACCGCGGUGAUCGUGAUGGGGGUUUCAGUGUGGUAGUCAAACCCCAAACUUGGGCCCCGCAGGAGGGCAAAGGCACAAGAGCGCCACCUGGCUGUAUGGAAGACCACUGCUACGAAGCCAUCAGCACUGAGGAAACAGAACUGGCUUACGAUACCAUGGAGGGUGGGGGAGGCUGGAGGCGUGACAGGCCUCCACCCAAUGCCAGUGCCACCUUGCGGCCCAAACGGAAGCGACCCCAGCAACCUUUGCAACAACCACCGCCACCUCCUCCACCCCCCCAGCAGACCCCUAAACUGCAGCAUCCCCCAGCCAAAACAAUGCUGAUUCCCGGGGAGAGCCUGUACGAGAGCAUCCCUGACCUGAAGCAGAGCUCGGCCAACUCCAGCACAACCACCAUCUUUACUUUUAAUGACGGUAUGGAGAUGUAUGUCACUGGCCUGUAGAGGGUGCUCUGGGGAAGGGAACUUUCCUCUCUUGGGUCUUGAAUCUUGAAUGGGGACACGUAAGCGUGUCUUAACCCAAUGGGAUACGCACAUUGUGCCACUGCUAUAUAUUUUAGUUGUGCAUUUAUUCAGUUUUGUAAGUCUAGUUAAAGGUCAGUAUUCUCGCAGCACAAAACGAUAGAAUGCUUAUGUGAAAAUCCAACCUAGUCAUAUGGCUCCAUAGCGAAGAAGAAAAAUAAUCACCAGCCACGACAUAUCACAAGAGACACAACAUAUCACACCUGACAGUAGCAUUCCUAUAGAGGAAAUUCUUGUUUUUUUGUCAUUACAUGCUGUACUUAAAGGGAUAAUCCCCCUAAAAUGAACAUUUUGUCAUUAAUCACUUCCCCCACAUGCCGUUCCAAACCCGUAAAAGCUCAGUUCGUCUUCGGAAAAAAAUUGAAGAUAUUUUGGAUGAAAACCUGAAGGCUUGAGACUGUUCCAUAGACUGCCAAGUAAAUAACAGUGCCAAU